AUGGCAGCUUAUAGCGCGGUGAUUUCUCUUCUUCAAACACUUGAGCAAUUUCAGCAGAGAAAUCCAAACCUCGUUCAAGGUCAAACUGCUAAAACACUCGAAUCCCUUCUUGAUACUGCUCAAUAUUUUCAAAAUCUUGUUGAUGAAGCUAGCAAGAGUAGAUUUGAUCUCAAAAAAAUUAAGUCUUUGGAGGAAAUAAUAAGAGAUGCUGCUAGUUGUGCAGAAAAUGUUAUUGAAAGGAGCUGGACAUGUGGAAAUGCAUCUGAAAGUUCACUAAACAAGAAUUUUCUACCGGUUGUUGAAAGAAUCGAUACAAUAAAGAAGGAAGUGAUGGAGAUUGUUUCUGAUUUUAGUACUAGCACUCAUGAUAUUGACGAUGAUCAUAUUCUUGAAUCUGCUGGGGAUUCAUUGAGUGAUACUUCUAGAAGUAAUCGAAUGCUGCAACAUUUGGAAGAUGGUAUCGUGCACGGACUAGAUGAUGACUUGGAGAUAAUAGUUGAAAGAUUGAAAGGAGCAAUGUCGGAUCUAGAUGUUGUCACAAUAGCAGGCAUGGGUGGGAUUGGCAAAACAACACUCGCUAGAAAAGCUCAUGAUCAUCUAACAAUCAGGUAUCAUUUUGAUAUUCGUGUUUGGAUUACAGUAUCUCAAAAGUAUGGAAGUAGAAAUGUGUUGUUAGAAGCUUUACAUUGCAUUUCAAAACAAAAAAAUAUUGACAUUGGAAAAAAUUAUGAUGAAAAGGAUGACAACGAAUUAGCCGACCUAGUGCAGAAAAAACUAAAGGGCCCAAGAUACCUUGUUGUUGUUGAUGAUAUUUGGAGUACGGAUGUUUGGGAUAACAUAAGAAAAAUAUUUCCCAAUUGCAACAAUAGGAGUCGAAUCUUAUUGACUACUAGGGAAACAAAUGUAGCAAUGUAUGCAAAUCCUGUUAGCCCUCUUAAGAUGAACCUCUUGAAUUUAGAAAACAGUUGGAACUUACUUUGUGAUAAGGUGUUUGGACCAAAACAUGAUUUCCCUCCCGAGUUGGUAGAAAUUGGAAAGAAAAUAGCAGAAAAAUGUCAAGGACUACCCUUAACAAUUUCAGUGAUUGCGGGACAUCUCUCAAAAGUGGCCAGGACAUUAGGAAGUUGGAUGGAUGUUGCUCGAACUUUAGGUGAAAUCAUUGCUAGUCAUCCAGAUAAAUGCUUAGGAGUGCUCGGUUUGAGUUACCACCAUUUGCCUAAUCACCUCAAACCCUGCUUUCUUUCUAUUGGUGGUUUUCCGGAGGAUNGUAGAAAACGUCGUUGGCAACCUCCCAUUGCCUGA
This is a messenger RNA of Solanum stenotomum, 1302 nucleotides long. RefSeq names its product putative late blight resistance protein homolog R1B-23. The record is from RefSeq and is a predicted model, not a curated record. Lineage: Eukaryota; Viridiplantae; Streptophyta; Magnoliopsida; Solanales; Solanaceae. The coding region runs from base 1 to 1302 and encodes 433 amino acids. Gene Ontology annotation, molecular function: ADP binding. Gene Ontology annotation, biological process: defense response to other organism. The transcript has a single exon.